This is a messenger RNA of Hypanus sabinus (Atlantic stingray), 1137 nucleotides long. Its product is annotated as deleted in malignant brain tumors 1 protein-like. Gene Ontology annotation, cellular component: membrane. Bases 1 to 1137 code for a protein of 378 amino acids. The record is from RefSeq and is a predicted model, not a curated record. The transcript is spliced from 5 exons. Lineage: Eukaryota; Metazoa; Chordata; Chondrichthyes; Myliobatiformes; Dasyatidae.
AUGAACGCCUGUUCAGGUAGAGUGGAAGUGCUACGGGGAGAAACCUGGGGAACAGUCUGCGAUGCUUACUGGGAUUUGAAGGACGCGGCCGUCGUCUGCAAUCAUCUCCAUUGUGGAAAAGCCUUAUCAGCGCCUGUUGGAGCAUUCUUUGGUCAGGGUACCGGAAUGAUAUGGAAUGACGUAAACGAAUGUCGUGGCAAUGAGAUGCGGUUGAAUGAAUGCCUCAUUGCAUCAUGGGGACAACAUCAGUGCACGCACGAUCGGGACGCCAGUGUGAUCUGCUCUGAUGAUAUUUCCGUAAGGCUGGUGAAUGGCGGAAGUCGUUGUGCUGGAAGGGUAGAAGUUUAUUACAAUGGAUCGUGGGGGACCGUAUGCGAUGACGGGUGGGAUUUAACAGAUGCUCAUGUUGUAUGCAAAGAAAUGAAUUGUGGGUUUGCUGUUAAUGCCACUGUUUCCAGUUGGUUUGGCCAAGGUGCUGGUCCUAUUUGGAUGGAUAACCUGAACUGUUCAACGAAUAAAUCAGCCUUGUGGAAAUGUCUGUCGAGAAGAUGGGGUGACAACGAUUGCAUUCACAAAGAAGAUGCUGGAGUUAUCUGUUCGGAACAUAGGGACAUAAGGUUGGUUAAUGGGACGAAUCCCUGCCAGGGCAGACUUGAGGUUUUCUUUAACGGAACUUGGGGAACAGUCUGCUCUGAUUCAUUCGGCAUUGAGAAUGCACAAGUCGUUUGCUCCCAGCUCAACUGCAGCUCGGCAAUAUCAGUCGUAGACAAAGACACAUUUGGAGAGGGCACUGGACCGAUCUGGUUGGAUGACAUUAGAUGUCGUUUUGAAGAUUCACUUUUAUGGCAAUGCCCAUCUUCAAAUUGGGGUCAACACAACUGCAGACACCAAGAGGAUGUCGGGAUCAUUUGUUCAGAAUUUCGGCCGCCGAAGCACCGAGUUGACUGGGUCAAGAUGAAUAAAGUAGUCGACUCAUUUCGCCAUGAUUACGGUAAUUAUGUUGCUGUUGUUCGUCCUUCGGAGUGGAAGACUACCACGACUUCUGUCAUGUGGAGGGCGUUCUCGGAGUCUCCCAAACGCGGCACUGGCUUUGGCAAUUCUGUUGCUGAUCUCUGCGUCCUCAUUCACCGCUCGUAA